Messenger RNA from Drosophila ficusphila, 2258 nucleotides. RefSeq lists its product as uncharacterized. The transcript has 4 exons. Gene Ontology annotation, biological process: SMAD protein signal transduction. The coding region runs from base 323 to 2182 and encodes 619 amino acids. Lineage: Eukaryota; Metazoa; Arthropoda; Insecta; Diptera; Drosophilidae. Gene Ontology annotation, molecular function: growth factor activity; cytokine activity. Gene Ontology annotation, cellular component: extracellular region. The record is from RefSeq and is a predicted model, not a curated record.
AAAAAAAAAUAGAAGAAAUGUUUUCACUUAAGGUUCUGCCCCAAAACACAUUUAAAAAUGCCACUGUCAUGCGAAGCGUCUGAAUAAUUUGUAUGUGUUGAUCGGUUCCGAUCAGCUGCUCAGUUCCACCUCGUCAUCGGACCGCAUAGCAUAGCUAACAGAACAAAAUCUUCGGCUUAUGUUUUGUUGUGCUGGAAAAAACACUAAAUUAGUUUUUUGUUAAAUUUUUUCGCAUAUAAUUAAUUACUUUUGCGUUACUUGGCAAUGAUUACUCGAAUUAAUGAAAAUACCAUUUCAGCAUUAAACCACGGUUUGAUCAAAAAUGCUGCCCAAUGGGUGCUACGGUUGGAAAGAAUACAAUAGUCACGAACAAUGUCAUAACUCCUCAGCUAAUGAUAUUAAGAAUUUAAAUGAAAAAACUAAACAAAACCAACCGAUCCCAGUUAUACACUUAAAAGAUGAACAUAAUGACAUCGAUUUUCCAGUGUUGUUCAGAGUUUUCUGUGACUGCAAAACGAAAACAAAAAGAAACAUACGAAUGAUCAAAUUUGGACGUUCAAGAUGCCAUUUUCUAGUGAGCCGUUGCUUCGCAGUCGCCGCUCUUUUUAUUAUAGCGGCCACAAACGGCGUUUAUGCCCAGACAGAAGGAAAAGGCUUCAGCAACUCUUCCAAUGCAGUGUUGAGUAACGAAACAAACAUCAGUACAAACAUCGUUUCCGUGAGCAAAGAAAGUACCAACGUUUCCGAAUCUCCUUCGAUCUCCGUGGUGGACCAAAUUAAUGAAAAUACGGCAUUAUUCCAAAUAAAAGUACAAAACAAGCCGCCUGGAAUAAAAAGUUCCUCUUUACCAAAGGUAUCAGUUUCAGAAGAUUUUACGACCGUAUCCUUAUACCGCAAUACUUUACUUAACAUAGAAAGUAUGCUACAACGUCAGUUACAUGAGAAAGCCAAAGUGGAUAGUUUGGAGUCAAUUAAAAUGCACAUACUUAUGCGAUUAAAUUUAAAAAAACUUCCCAAUAUAACAAAACCUAUAUCAGUUCCACAGACCAUACUAGAUAACUUUUAUAAAGACUAUAAAACAUCCUUCAAAAACACAGUCAAAAACAAUAUGGCGAGUACAGUCGAAUCUCGCUUAUUUCAAAAGUCAACAAUUCCGGGAAACUCAAACCAAAAUUACACUUAUGGCAACGAUACCCUGUACGAACCAUUUGACGAAAGUUCGUCGUCUCAAAUGCAAGGAGAUGAUGCCAACACUGUUAAUGAGUUUAAUUUAAAGCGUGGAAUGGAUUUUAACGAAAAUAAAGAUGAGAAACCGAACAGCCCGGUUAAUAACGACGGGGAGGAAUACGAAAGUAUUCUUUCACACAUUAGCAGUAUAUACAUUUUUCCUGAACAAUUUCAACCACAUGUACGACACAAUCGGAAAACAGAUGUUCUUCGGUUUAAAAUUGACAGUAGCUACUCGGAAAUAUCAUAUGCUACCCUUCAUUUAUACUUGCGUGGCUGGGACUGGAUAAACACCAAUCAGCCUGAACUUUUAGAAGAGAUAAACGCUCAGCAGAGUAAAGAUAUUGUUGUGACUAUUCACCGUGCUGCAAAACGUACAAAUAUUACAAGCUUUACUCACACAGUCAAAAUGUUCGAAUUUCGUCAUAAAAUUCCCUCUGGACUUGGCCAAUGGGUUAACGUUGAUUUAAAAACGCUUUUCGAUGAUAUCGGGUCGAAAAGUAUCCAAGAUAUUUUAAUAAAAGGAGGAGAAUCCUGGAUGAAGCCAUUGGUGGUGACGACUGAUAACACACCAAAGAAUCCAUUGACAGUUCACAUAGAAAUUGGGUCGAAACAAAAACACCGGAGAAGGCGCAACGUAUACAUGGAUUGCACAGAAAAUGAUCAUGACAUGAGAUGCUGUCGUUAUCCACUAAAAGUCAACUUUACAAGCUUUGGUUGGCAUUUUGUAGUAGCGCCAACGUCAUUCGAUGCGUAUUUCUGCAGUGGAGAUUGCAAAGUUGGGUACCUAGAGCAAUACCCCCACACUCAUUUAGCAGCUCUGACGACAUCGGCCACCCCGUGUUGCUCGCCGACAAAAAUGAGUUCUUUAAGUUUGUUAUAUUUUGACGACAAUCAUAAUCUGGUUCUAAGUGUUAUUCCAAACAUGUCUGUCGAGGGCUGCAGCUGUUCCUAGCAAACCAUAAAACAACUAAGUGUUUCUAUUUAAAACAAGAAAUAAAUAAAUAAAUGUAUAUAAAUUAAUUAAAUGA